UAAUCGGGAAGCGUGCGGAGCAAGGCGAGGAGAAGGGGGCGGAGCCAAACGCCUCUUCCGCCCGUUGCCCCGGAAGGGUGAUGUGGCUGGGGGUAUCGGAGGUCUCACUAUGUCUGCCAUUUUCAACUUUCAGAGCCUACUGACAGUAAUCUUGCUGCUUAUAUGUACCUGUGCAUAUAUCCGAUCCUUGGCUCCUAGCGUCUUGGACAAAAAUAAAACUGGACUGUUGGGUAUAUUUUGGAAAUGUGCCAGAAUUGGUGAACGGAAGAGUCCCUAUGUAGCAGUAUGCUGUAUAGUCAUGGCUUUCAGCAUCUUAUUCAUCCAGUAGCUGGGAAAAUGGCAGAAUUUAAUUGCUGUCAGAUUCCUGUAGAUAAAAGACUUGCCUACAGGAAACCAUGGGAAGAAUGAUUAUUGACCCUUUAAGCUGUGUACCAUGAUUGAAAGACUUUGGCUACUGUUUUCAAUUAUAUGUGUUAAUGGACCAAGCUUGUUCUCUAUAAAUAAGAUGCAACUGUUAAUACCCAAAUAGAUUGAUAUCUGCAUAAUGAUUGACCUUAUUUAUAGUUUUGUCAGUACAAUGGCAUUCUGUAAAUGUCAAUCUUUUAUGUCUCCUGUUGAUCUACAGGAGGUAUUUCUAUUGCAUACAAUAGAAAGCAAACUUGGUAAGUGAUUGCUCAAGUUCCUUUCUAUGUAAUUUUUGGGGAAAUGUGUCCUUAUGUGAGAAUAUUUCUAUAUUGAGCAUUUUUGUUAUUUGAAAAAAAAAUGGUUGGAUAUUAUGCAAGUGUUCAUAAAAAUUGCACUUGUAUCUAAUAAUGCUUUAAACAUGUUUUCCCUGAAACUCAAUUUGUACUUAGUUUUAUCUAUAGCUUACAAUAUUUUCCAACUUUAUAAAGUCAAUCUUUGCAGUACAUAUACAGAAAAUUUGCUAAGAUUGUAUGUAAGAAUGUUAUAAGAAAGGUAUUAUUUUCAGAUCCCUUUACAAAAAAAAAAAAAAAAAACAUGAAUUUUUAAAGAUUUUCUCAGUUAAAGCAAAGAACUGUCAUAAAAGUUUACUGGGAUAUUUCCCCCUUGAAAUCUACAUAUACAGAUGUCUUAAACUUUUAUUUAAAUACCUGUGCUAAAGAAAAAACAUUUGAAAGAUGAAGUGCGCUAAUUAGAACAAUUGUGAAAUGAUGAUUCCUAUGUUUCAUUGAUUUGGAUCUCAAGUCUUUAAUAAUGAAACAGCUAUUUUCAUUGCCAGAAAUUUACACUGUUGCCGCCCCCCCCCCCAAAAAAAAAAAAAAAAAGACCAUAAAAAUAAAUCAGUUGGUCCAUACUAGUGAUUUUUUGAAAGCUUGAUCUAAAGUUGUCUCAAGAUAUAUAGCUGGUAUAUGUAGGCAUUGAAAUCCACUAAUUUAGUAUUCUCUGUUAUUAAAAAUAUUUGAUACAAAUCAUUUUCAGAUUGAACAAAAGAAUAAUAUCAGUAACUUUUAAAAUAACAAAAUAUACAAAUGCAGUUUAUGUACUUUGCAAGAGUGCAGUUAUUUUUAUGAAUCUUCAAAAGCAAAAAAAAAAAAAAAGAAAAUUCACAUGAUUGAGUACAAUUAAAAUUUUUUUGUUUCAACUGAAAGAAAAGUUAGAACUUGUGAAACAUUUAAUUAUUUUAAGUGGGUUUUUUGUGUUAGCAGGUUAAUAAACUUAAUAAAGCUCUUGCUCAAAUAUUAA
This is a messenger RNA of Sarcophilus harrisii (Tasmanian devil), 1704 nucleotides long. RefSeq names its product transmembrane protein 167A (gene TMEM167A). Gene Ontology annotation, biological process: intracellular transport; protein secretion. NCBI's taxonomy places the organism in Eukaryota, Metazoa, Chordata, Mammalia, Dasyuromorphia, Dasyuridae. Bases 110 to 328 code for a protein of 72 amino acids. The transcript is spliced from 4 exons. The record is from RefSeq and is a predicted model, not a curated record.